AUGUCCAUCGAAAACCUCAAGACCUUCGACCCCUUCGCCGAAGCCGAAGAAGCUGGCGAGACCCCUAAGACUGAAAAUUACAUCCACAUUCGGAUCCAGCAACGCAAUGGCCGUAAAACUCUGACUACCAUCCAGGGCCUUGGCGAUGGACGCAACCACAAGGCCAUCUUGAAGAAGAUGAAGGCUGAUUUUGCCUGCAAUGGUAACAUCGUGAACGACCCUGAGAUGGGUAAGGUCAUCCAGCUGCAAGGAGACCAGCGUAAGGUUGCUCACGAGUACCUGAUUACCAAGCCUGAUCCCGAGGACGAGGAGCGACAGCGCAGGAAGGAGAAGAAGGCCAAGAAGAAGGCCGCUGCCGCCUCCGCUGAUCCCGAUAAGAAGGAGAAGAAAGAGAAGAAGUCCGACGACAAGGACUUGGACGACGACGACCUGCCCAAGGGUCUUGGCGUGAAGCCUGACACCAUCAAGGUCCACGGUUUCUAA
Molecule: messenger RNA, 483 nt
Organism: Penicillium chermesinum
Lineage: Eukaryota; Fungi; Ascomycota; Eurotiomycetes; Eurotiales; Aspergillaceae
Product: translation initiation factor eIF1
Exons: 4
Coding region: 1-483 (160 amino acids)
Biological process (GO): translational initiation
Cellular component (GO): eukaryotic 43S preinitiation complex
Molecular function (GO): translation initiation factor activity; RNA binding; ribosomal small subunit binding
Source: RefSeq, a predicted model, not a curated record